Molecule: messenger RNA, 2362 nt
Organism: Physcomitrium patens
Lineage: Eukaryota; Viridiplantae; Streptophyta; Bryopsida; Funariales; Funariaceae
Source: RefSeq, a predicted model, not a curated record
GUUACGCGUUAGGUACUAGAGGUGGCCAUGUUGUUAGAGGAUGCAGCUAGGUCCGACGCUGGUUCAUGGUGGGCCAACGGUGGAUCAAUCGUGGUGGCUAGAGAUUCCCGAGAAUGGUGACUUAGGCUGGGACGGUGGCGUUGGAAUUGUGGCGCCGAGGGAUCCGCUGUUGGCGAGUUAGUGGAUUUGUGAUUAAGUAGUGAUCGUGGUCAUGAGUUCUGCGUGUUUUGAUAAAAUGGUUUACGUGUUUGGGGCGGCUGGGCUAGCAUUGGCGUUUGGGAUUUUAGGAGAACCUUGAGUGGUUCUCUGCAGGCGGAGAUUUGGGAGGAUAGCUCCGACUUCUCCUUGUUGGUUGAGUUGGAGCCCAUUGUGGUUUCGACAGCAGAUAUAUCGAUUUUGAGUCACGCUGUAAUCGUGUGUCUUGAGAGGGUGGAAAGGUGGAUCCCGUGUUCAGCAAUUUGCUGUACGUCGCGGUUUGUUGGUUUCGGCACAUGCGGUCGUCUGUGUCUGCACUCAAGGGUUCCCUCGUGGGAUGGAAGUCCUGGAUGGCCGGGUUGCCCACAGUGCGCUACGAACACAGUUGUGUUGCCUUGGACCCGCUGAAUUUUGAUACUUAGUCUUUGAGCCGAUUAUAAGAUUUUAUCGGUGCGGUCGCGAAUCUAUCGAAGUUCGCAUCGUUUCCAGUAUACAGAUCUUGUACAAUGCGUUCUUUGUUUUUCUCUGUCUAACAGUAUUCUGCUUAGUUGUGGUGGUCAGUUCGUUGCAGGAAUUUUAUCCCAAAUUGGAAGAAAAAUAUUCACUCGUGUUUGAAUUAUAUUGUGGGGUUUUAGCACAUGGAUUCUGAACAAUAGAAUUUACACGCUUGGCAUUGGCGCGAGGGAAGAAGGCAGCGUUGGUGAGAAGGAACUUAGACGUUAGAUACGAUGGUGGAAUGUUUGGACAAAGAAAUCAACAGGGUGCAUGUCAAUGGGACGUCUCAUCAGACCCCUACCCCUAAGACAGUGGACGCUGAAGUGGAGCCUAGGAAGCGUUGCUUGUGGUUCGAAGAGGAGCUGGAAGAGGAUCUUCGCUGGGUGUUCGGCGUCUCCAAGAUUUUGCACACUGGAGUGAGUGAGUUUCAGAACAUCGAGUUGGUGGAAAGUGGGCCCUUCGGCAAGGUAUUGAUUUUGGAUGGCAAGCUUCAGAGCGCCGAGGCGGAUGAAUUCGUUUAUCAUGAAUCCAUUGUCCAUCCAGCUCUGCUUUAUCAUUCCAAUCCCAAGAGCGUCUUCAUAAUGGGAGGUGGCGAAGGUUCAACUGCGCGGGAGGCUCUUAGACACCGAAGUGUUGAGAGAGUCAUCAUGUGCGAUAUUGAUGAGGAAGUCGUGGAGUUCUGCCGGAAACAUCUCACUGUCAAUGGCGAAGCAUUUCGCAGCGACAGGCUUGAACUCAUUAUCAAUUGUGCCAGGGCAGAGCUGGUGAAAACAACGGAGAAGUUCGAUAUCUUAAUUGGUGACUUGGCAGAUCCAGUUGAAGGAGGCCCAUGUUAUAAGUUGUAUACUAAAUCAUUCUAUGAACGUGUCCUGAAGCCAAGAUUGAAGGAUGGUGGAAUUCUGGUCACACAAGGAGGACCUGCAGGUAUCCUAUCACAUACGGAAGUUUACUCUUCUAUUUAUAAUACUUUGAGAAAAACCUUCAAAUAUGUAAUACCAUAUGCAGCGCACGUGCCAUCGUAUGCUGAUACUUGGGGGUGGAUUAUGGCCUCAGACCAACCUUUCCCAAAAAUCAGUGCCGAGGAGACCGAUAGUAGAAUAAAGCAUCGUAUUGAUGGAGAACUCAAGUUCCUAGAUGGCGAAGCCUUAUUUGCCAGCAUUGCUCUCAACAAACAUGUUCGCAAGAGCCUUGCAGCAGAGCGACACGUGUAUACAGAGGAGUCGGCACGGUUCAUUCAUGGACAUGGUACUGCUUUGAAGAAUUGAUUAACCUUAUGAAGUGCACAGUUCUAGUUCAUAGUAGCAACUUUAUCUCAAUUACAAAUGUUGGUAAACUAGACUUGCUCGGUGCAAGUCAUAAAGCGCUUGCCAUGUUGCAACUUUCUUCCUGAAGUAGACUAAACAAACAUGCGUGUAGCUCUCGAUCUAGAACCUGUCCCGAGUGCUGACGAUAAUAUAUUUCAAACAUAGACUUCGAUUAACAGUCGUUGUCAAGCCAGCCUCAUGAGUUACGAAGAGAGGUAAAGAAUUUGUUCAGUACUGUCGAUAAUGUACCAGUAGUAGUUACCUAUGUUGCAUAGUUAACGUUCUGAAUUCUCACCAAGCCGUAACAGAAGGUGUAGCUUGAUCUCCCUGGUUCUCACUUCAAUGAAAACGUCAAAAUCUUGUUCACU